This is a messenger RNA of Pestalotiopsis fici W106-1, 990 nucleotides long. RefSeq lists its product as uncharacterized. NCBI's taxonomy places the organism in Eukaryota, Fungi, Ascomycota, Sordariomycetes, Amphisphaeriales, Sporocadaceae. The record is from RefSeq and is a predicted model, not a curated record. Gene Ontology annotation, molecular function: 4-hydroxy-tetrahydrodipicolinate synthase activity. Bases 1 to 990 code for a protein of 329 amino acids. The transcript has 3 exons.
AUGGCUCACCCAAAUACUACCAUUUCCCCACCGCCUGGGGCCUAUGUACCCGUGCCAACCUUUUUCAAGUCCCCCUCAGCCUCCUCGGGAUUGCAAGCCUCUAUUGACGUGGAGACACAAGUCGAGCAUAGUAUUUUUCUUGCAAAAAAUGGCAUCCGAGGCUUGGUACUCAUGGGUUCGACUGGCGAGGCCAUACAUCUGACAAAGGCAGAACGAUACGACGUGGUGGCAGGGGUGAGAAAAGGACUUGAUGAUGCCGGAUUCAAAGACUACCCAAUAAUGGCUGGAGUCUUGACCAACGGUAUCGAUGAGACCCUAGAAUGGCUGGUCGACUACAAAAAGGCGGGUGCCCAAUGGGGCCUUGUCCUGGUCCCUGGAUAUUUUGGUAGUGCCGUCACACAGGAAAACAUCAGGGAAUGGUAUACAGUGGUUGCAGAUAAUAGUGCCCUGCCGAUUCUGAUCUACAACUAUCCAGGCGUAACGAAUCAAGUCAUGGUUUCGCCAGAGACUUAUACAACUCUGGCGCAGCAUCCCAAUAUUGUUGGUUGUAAGAUGUCCCACGGUAAUGUGUCUCACCAUGUCCAAGUGUCCCUGGACCCUGCCAUCAAUCACGACAAGUUUCGAGUUUUUAGCGGCUUUGGACAGCAGCUUGGGCCUAUAGUUCACUUUGGGGCGGCUGGCGUUAUCGAUGGCCUAGCUGCCUUCUACCCAAAGGUUGUGGUCCGGCUCAUGACACUCGCAGAAGCCCGGCCCAUUGAACCUUUUGCUCUCCAAGAAGUACAGAAGCUGCAGCAAGCAGUUAGUGUGGCUCAAGAGUUUAUUGGCAAAUUUGGAAUUAUUGGCAUCAAGGAAGCUAUCUUCAGAGUCACUGGAUUCGGCACGUCCGAGGGUGGAAGGCUGCCACUGAAGGGUAAACUACCAGAUGGGGCAUGGGAAACGUGGCACCUUCGUCUGCUUUUACCCGUUCAAGCGCUAGAGGAGCAACUAUGA